AGAGAUGACAAUGUGAGUUUAAAUGCCUUGAUUUGAUUUAGCUUUGCAUAAAACAAAUUGAUUAUUUCUAACAUUUUUGUACGUUACCUGUUACUUGCUACUGUUACUGACAGAGUGGAGUUGGAAGGACGUGGCUGCACUGAAGUAUGGAUCAAAGCUGUUGUGGUUGAACAAAUUCUGAAAGUUCUAGGAGUAUAUUGUGGAAAUGUAUUGGAAUGCAUUAAUUUUGGACCGGUUUACUUUGGGUCUUCAAAGACUGAACAAAUAUGUUUAUACAAUAAAAGCCCAGAGUGUAUGGACUGGGUAGCAGUGCUGGAAGACAAUGGCAUUGGAGGAGAGAUGGGAACAGAUCUUCAGAGGAGUGCAGAUGCUGUUUUACAAGAUUUAAGCCUCAUAAAUAAAACAGAAGAUGUAAACGUUUCCACUUUGAUCCUGUGCUUUCCCAGUCAAGGAACCUUGCUACCUUAUGAGAAAUCUGUUCUUACAUUGUGCUUUAGUCCCAAGAGCGUCACUUUAAAAAGGCCUUUGGAGUGAAUGACCUGUCACCAAAACAAGAUUAUGUACUCUUUCUGAGAUUUGAGGCUGUUGGGAAUAAAGAUGGCUAUCGGAAGGCCUGCGGUGAUGGUACCACGCCAAUCACAAGUAUGUUACAGAAACAUAUAGUCGCUAUCAGAAAUGUAUAUCUGGACGAUAAGAUUGUAUGUCUUGAUUUUCUUAAUCUUCCAUUUAAUAGCUUUAUGGGAAACUUGUGUCUAUCUUAUUCAUUAAAUAUAAUAGUAAAUAUUUGGAAUGUAGAUUUUUUAAUUAAAAUAGAGUAGUUUCA
This is a messenger RNA of Oxyura jamaicensis (ruddy duck), 823 nucleotides long. RefSeq names its product cilia- and flagella-associated protein 47-like. The transcript is spliced from 3 exons. The coding region runs from base 295 to 534 and encodes 79 amino acids. The record is from RefSeq and is a predicted model, not a curated record. NCBI's taxonomy places the organism in Eukaryota, Metazoa, Chordata, Aves, Anseriformes, Anatidae.